Messenger RNA from Rhododendron vialii, 2008 nucleotides. Its product is annotated as remorin 4.2. The record is from RefSeq and is a predicted model, not a curated record. The transcript has 3 exons. The coding region runs from base 756 to 1769 and encodes 337 amino acids. NCBI's taxonomy places the organism in Eukaryota, Viridiplantae, Streptophyta, Magnoliopsida, Ericales, Ericaceae.
UGAUCAUUAGCCAAUCACCCAAUAAAAAAAAGAGAACCUGGUGGUUAAGGUUUUAUAACCCCUGCACACUUGCUCCUCCUCCUCCUCCUCUUCGUCUUCUUCAAAAACCAAGAGAAAAACAGAAAUCUGCAGGUUGCAGCUUGUGGUGUUGUUAGUUUACUUGUGACAAUGACCUCUCUCUCUCCUUCCAGCUUACGUUGUGGGUAAUGGGUAUGCAAAUUUAUGAGCUCCACAUGGAUUUUCUGUUCAGCUUUUCAAGUACGUACAAACUCUAAGUAUAUAUGCAUAGAGAAGUUUAAUCCCCUUGUAAUAUUCACAGUUCUCCAUUUUGGUUAUUUGCAUAGUCUGUUUUCCUACAGGAGAGAGAGAGAGAGAGAGAGAGAGAGAGAGAGAGAGAGAGAGAGAGAGAGAGAGAGAGAGAGAGAGAGAGAGAGCACAGCUUUUCUCCAGUCGUUUAGAUACAUGAAAUUCAUAUCAUUCCAUUUCCACAAAUGAGAAACAAAUCUUGAUUCAGUGAUAUCUCAUAAUCUCAUUGUCUCAUUUUCUGGCCUUCAAUUGCUAGUUCUCUUCACUAGUCAGAAAAUAAACUUUUGUUGCACAUAACAGCAGAAAGCGUUUGAGGAAUGUGGAUAAAUCAGCGAUAUUGGUAGCUUUCCUUGUCCCAGAUCUGGAAGUGUUCAAUUUGAUUGAGAGAUCUGGUUUUUUUUCCCUCUGACUGGAAUCUACGAACUUAGAGAGAGAGAGAGAGAGAGAGGAUGAGAUCCAUAGAGGAUAAGGGGUGCUUAAACAUUGCUCCAGUACAAGAGAAUUCAGGCAAGUUCGAGUUUCACAAAGGAAACACACCAAAUCGAGGUUUCGGAAAGCCAGCGCCGUCCAAAUGGGACGACGCGCAAAAAUGGCUGGUGAAUCUAUCAAGAGGACCCGAACCCAAGUCCGAAAGGCCGAGGGAUUCGAACGCCGACGACAGGAGGCUAAUAGCCCCGGUUCCGAAAAACGAUGACUAUUCUAGCGGCGGCGAAGAUGUAAACGGAAUGCAAUUCGAAGGGGAGACGAAGAACGUGGAUUGCGAAGAACCCGUUUGGAGGGUCAAUAAACGGAACCCGAACGCGGCCGUGGUUAGGUCUAUUUGUGUGAGAGACAUGGGGACUGAGAUGACUCCCAUUGCUAGUCAAGAGCCUUCCAGGAAUGGCACUCCUAUUCGGAUCAUGAGCCCGAAUAGGAGUCCUAGUUCUUCGGAGUCGUCGACCCCGGUCAGGACUCUGGAGAGAGUGGUUGAGAGUUCGCGGGGGAAUGGGGUGGCCGCAGCCGAGGGCAGAGGCGAGGGUGGCAGAGGAAGUGGUGGCGGCGGCAGCACGUUUGAUGAAUUUAGAGGUAGUCCGGCGAAGAAUUCUGAACAGGUUGAAAAGGGUAAUAGUGCACUGGAAAUAAGGGCGGCGGCUUGGGAUGAGGCGGAGCGGGCUAAAUAUACUGCAAGGUUUAAACAGGAAGAAGUGAAGAUACAGGCCUGGGAAAAUCACGAGAAAAGGAAAGCUGAAAUGGAGAUGAGGAGAAUGGAGCAGGUCAAGGCCGAACGACUGAAAGCACGAGCGCAGGAGAGAUUGGCAAACAAACUGGCUGCGACGAGGAGAAUCGCUGAAGAGAAGCUUGCGAACGCAGAGGCUAAACUAAAUGAACAAGCUGUUAGGACUUCCGAACGUGCCGAUUAUAUUAGGAGGACUGGUCGUCUCCCCUCUUCGUUCUCCUUUAAGCUGCCUUCCUGCUGCUGGUAGCAACUCUUGAUAGUAUUUGCAGUACUCUUGUUUUGCUGGCAAAUUUUAUUGUCCUUUUUAUUUACUUUUAUCUCUUGUGUCUCUGAAUUGAAAAUGUGCAUUUAUGAUUAUUUAUGUUUUUGCUUGAAUAAAUUCUGAAUUGCACAUACUUAUUAAGCUUACUAUGAUGGAUUGAUGGUAUGGUAUUGAUUAUAAGAUUUUUGAAUAUUGAUAUCAUGGAAUUAAUCAAGAAUUUGUUC